This is a messenger RNA of Neopelma chrysocephalum (saffron-crested tyrant-manakin), 2204 nucleotides long. It is a transcript of the gene RNF166, whose product is annotated as ring finger protein 166. Gene Ontology annotation, molecular function: ubiquitin protein ligase activity. The coding region runs from base 1257 to 1907 and encodes 216 amino acids. Gene Ontology annotation, biological process: protein polyubiquitination; ubiquitin-dependent protein catabolic process. The record is from RefSeq and is a predicted model, not a curated record. The transcript has 6 exons. Lineage: Eukaryota; Metazoa; Chordata; Aves; Passeriformes; Pipridae.
GUCGUUGGGCGAUGUCCUGGCGCUGGGAUCCCUUGGGGCUCUCUGCCGAGUGACCCCGGCCGGCGACGAGACCCCCAUCCCACCCCCAGUCGAGUACCGGGACGCUCACCCCACUCCCAGUCAAAUACCGGGACCCCCAUCCCACACUGGGUCCCCCAUCCCACACCGGGAUGGUUCAGUACGGGGCAUCCCGGUACUGAUGUAUCAUCCCACCCCAGUCAAAUAUCCCACACCGGGUCCCCCAUUCCCACCCCUGGGAUGGUUCUGUACCAGGACCCCUAUUCACAGCCCUCCCAUCCUGGUACCGAGACCCCCAUCCCACCCCCUGUCAAGUACUAGGACCCCUAUUCCCACUCCUCCCAUCCUGAUACCGGGACCCUCAUCCCAAUCCUCCAUCCCACACUGGGGCCCCCAUCUCACCCCUCCCAUCCCAGGGAUCCUCAUCUCACCCCCCUAAGUCUGCUUCUGGGACCCCCAUCCCACCCCCAAAUUCAGCAUCAUCCCAUCCCACCCCCAGUCAAAUAACAGGACCCCCAUUCCUACCCAUCUCAUCCGAGACCACUGCCUCUCCCAUGCAGCACUGGGAUCUCCAUCUCAUUCCUCUCAUCCCUGGACCCCCAUCCCAUCCCUCCUAUCUUGGUACUGGGACCCCCAUCCCCCCCCCCCCCCCGGCCCCAGGACCCCCCUCCCACCCCCCUUGUCCUCAUCCUAGAUCUUUCCCUCUUCGGGGAUGGGUGCUGCCCUGUCCCUCUCAGUGUUCCCCAGCCUGGAUCCGAUGUGGGUGUCCCACUGACCACUCAGAGCUCCCUCUGCUCCCAGACCUGGCUCCCACCCCAGGACCUCCCAAACUCUUGUCUCUGUCCCCCCAGCAUUUCAGGAACACCUUCAUCCAGUUUUCCAUCUGAUUUUGAGGACACCCCCAGUGGAUCUGUGGCUUUGCUUGGAGCUCCAGCGCUGCCUCGCUUAUCCCCCUCUAGCUUGUUUGAGGCUGGGAAUGAUUCCAGAUCCCUUCCAUGAUCCCCCUUGCUCAUUCCUACUCCCCUUGCAGUGGCAGAGGGUUUGAGGUGUUUCAUUCCCUGUUCUUGAUGACAAGAGCUGGGUAGGAAGGGACAUGAAUGCUGGGAUAAUUGGAUUUUGAGGACAGAGCUGCUUUGCCUUGUGCCUGGAGGUGCUUUCCUGCACCUCCUCCCCACCUGGAUUCCUCAGCCACGCUCCUGGGGAUAUAAGGACCUUGGAAGGAAGUGAUCCGGGCUCUAAUGUGCUCACUCCAUCCCUGCCUGACCUGGAUACUCAGCACUAUUUUUGUUUGGCUCCUUUCAAAUCCAGUCUCAGGGCAGCGGAAUCAUCUGUUUUGUGGGGAAUGCCUGCAGCCCUGCCUGCAGGUGCCAUCCCCGCUGUGCCCACUCUGCCGUGUGCCCUUUGAUCCCAAAAAGGUGGAGAAGGCUUCCAGCGUGGAGAAGCAGCUCUCAUCCUACAAGGCUCCCUGCAGAGGCUGCAGCAAGAAGGUGACCCUGGCCAAAAUGCGCUCUCACGUCUCAUCCUGCGCCAAGGUGCAGGAGCAGAUGGCCAACUGCCCCAAGUUUGUUCCAGUUGUCCCCACAUCCCAGCCUAUUCCCAGCAACAUUCCCAACCGCUCGACGUUUGUGUGUCCGUACUGCGGGGCCCGGAACUUGGACCAGCAGGAGCUGGUGAAGCACUGCAUGGAAAACCACAGAAAUGACCCCAACAAAGUGGUGUGCCCGGUGUGCUCAGCCAUGCCCUGGGGAGAUCCCAGCUACAAGAGUGCCAACUUCCUCCAGCACCUCCUCCACAGGCACAAGUUCUCCUAUGACACCUUCGUGGAUUACAACAUCGACGAGGAGGCAGCGUUGCAGGCGGCCCUGGCUCUGUCCCUCUCUGAGAACUGAGGGGGAUCCCCCUCCCUGCCCCGGCUCCUUUUGCACACUCGGCCUUCCGGGAGACAUGGAUCCCGUGGGCAUCCCCAGAGCCCCACUGCUGCCUCUCUUCCCUCUGCUCUGGGGGCAAAUCCCACCUUGUUUCAGAAGGUGGAGUCUCCUCAUCGUCGUAGUGAUGAAGCAGAGACGUCUGGAGAGAGGAGCCGGCACCGAAGGGCUGGGAUCAAUCCUGGUUUAGGCAUUUCAUAUCCGUACUCGGAGCAUAUCCCUGUGUCCAGAUCUAUUUAUUAUUAGAUGCUUUUUGGCACA